Molecule: messenger RNA, 7474 nt
Organism: Chaetura pelagica (chimney swift)
Lineage: Eukaryota; Metazoa; Chordata; Aves; Apodiformes; Apodidae
Gene: NAV2
Product: neuron navigator 2
Exons: 39
Biological process (GO): neurogenesis; nervous system development
Molecular function (GO): ATP binding; protein binding; ATP hydrolysis activity
Source: RefSeq, a predicted model, not a curated record
AUGCCAGCCAUCCUGGUAGCCUCCAAAAUGAAAUCGGGACUACCUAAACCCGUGCACAGCGCUGCUCCUAUCCUGCAUGUCCCAACGGCCAGGACCAUCCCACAGCCCUGUUACCUGAAGUUUGGGAGCAAGGUGGAGGUGACGAAGCCAUUGUAUUCCAGCCAGAUUCCUCUCAAAUCUUCAAAUGGACAAGAGAAUGCAGGAGAUGGACUCCCACCAAGGAAGAGUAGCUCGACAGAAAAUGGAUUUGACACACAGAUUUAUACGGAUUGGGCUAAUCACUAUCUGGCAAAAUCUGGUCACAAGAGACUGAUAAAGGAUCUACAGCAAGAUGUGACUGAUGGAGUCUUGUUAGCUGAAAUAAUACAGGUUGUAGCAAAUGAGAAGAUUGAAGACAUCAAUGGCUGCCCAAAAAAUAGGUCUCAAAUGAUUGAAAACAUAGAUGCGUGCCUGAGUUUCUUGGCUGCCAAGGGGAUUAACAUCCAGGGGCUGUCAGCAGAAGAAAUCAGGAAUGGGAAUCUAAAGGCCAUCUUGGGCCUUUUCUUCAGUUUGUCUCGAUACAAGCAACAACAGCAACAGCCACAGAAACAGCAACCACACCACCAUCCACCCCAGCAAGCUCCCCCAGCGUGCCAGCAAGCAGGGCCCCCAUCCCAGUGCCAGGUGGGGGGACCUCAGCAGCAGGUGCCAGCUUCUCUGCAGACUCCGUGCCAACAGCCCCCGCAGCCUGCUCAGCAUCCCUUCAAAGCACAACCAGAAAUGCAGUCAAGACUUCCAGGCCCCACCAUGAGGGUGUCCACUGCAGGCAGUGAGGCCAAAGCUCGUGGUUCUAUCAGUGCCAACAAUCGACGCAGCCAGAGCUUCAACAAUUAUGACAAAUCCAAGCCUGGACUUCCCCCUCCAACACCAACAGGCAGCAAUGACAAAGAGCCUGCAGACAGUACAGCCUCCCAGCCCACAGGAAUGAAUGAAAAUGUCUCAUCCUCAGUUCAAAGCUGCAGCAGCACUGUUAGUUGCAAUAACUCAUCAGCCAUCCCUCAGCCCAGCUCUGCUAUUAAACCUUGGCGCAGCAAGUCCCUCAGUGUUAAGCACACAGCCACGUCUUCCAUGUUAUCCAUGAAGCAGCCGGUACCGGAGCCUCCAAAGCCACCCUCGGACAUCUCCAAAGUAACUCCUAACAGUCAAAAAUCCAUGCUUGAAAAACUAAAGCUCUUCAAUAGCAAAGGAGGAUCCAAAGCAGGAGGGACAACCCUCGAGUGUCCGGAGUCUCGAGAAAACAGUUGUGAAAAGCUGGAAACCCUCCUCAGCCUUGAGGAAAGCGAAGAAAUUGAUGGCACAAAUCAGAAUGUGAACAAUCCGGGAUCCAUGUCCAGUAGUCCCAAAAUUGCACUCAAGGGAAUUGCACAAAGGACUUUUAGCCGGGCUCUAACUACUAAGAAAAGUUCUCCAAAGGGCAAUGAGAAGGAUAAACAGAAAGAGAAAGAAAAGGAUAAGAGCAAAGAUGUUGCAAAGAGAACAUCUGUCACCGAAAAGCUGGACCUGAAAGAGGAACCAAAAGAAGAACAGACAGCACUAGCAACAACAGAGAUGCCAAAAAAGUCCUCCAAGAUCACAAGCUUUAUCCCAAAAGGAGGAAAGCUGAAUAGUGCCAAGAAGGAGGCCUCUGCCCCUUCGCACAGUGGAAUACCAAAACCAGGAAUGAAAAACACCACAGGGAAAUCCUCAAGUGCCCCCGUUCCUGCAAAGGAAGGCGAGAGAAGCCGCAGCGGGAAAGCUGGCUCGGGGCUCUCUCAUCAGAAGUCUCAGCUGGACAGCAGGCAUUCCAGCUCCUCAUCCAGCCUUGCCUCCUCAGAAGGAAAAGGAGUAGGAGGCCUCCACAGCAGCAGCAGCAGCCAAGCUGUCAAUGGACCCGCCACCACAACGCACACCACAGGGAGCAACACUGUGAGUGUCCAGCUACCUCAUCCCCAGCAGCAAUACAGCCACCCCAACACUGCCACCGUAGCUCCCUUCAUGUACAGAUCACAGACAGACAAUGAAGGGAACGUAACAGCCGAGGCCAGCACAGGAGGGGUCAGCAUGGACUCUGCUCUGUACGUCAAAACUGGACAGCCUGCUCUCGAAGACCUCUCAGGAGAAGAUCCGGAAACUCGGCGGUUACGGACUGUGAAAAACAUCGCUGAUCUCCGGCAGAACUUAGAGGAAACCAUGUCCAGCUUACGGGGAACCCAGGUCACUCACAGCACGUUGGAAACCACGUUCGACACCAGCGUCACCACCGAGAUCAGCGGCCGCAGCAUCCUCAGCUUGACGGGACGACCGACCCCCUUGUCCUGGAGACUGGGGCAGUGCAGCCCCCGCCUGCAGGCAGGCGACCCCCGCGGCAGCAGCGGCUGCCACCUGGACAUCUCGGACAAGGGCAGCGGUGAGAUGGAUCUGGAAGGCAUCACCAUGGACGCCACUGGCUACAUGAGCGAUGGGGACGUGCUGGGCAAGAAUAUCAGAGCUGAUGACAUCACCAGUGGGUAUAUGACUGAUGGUGGCCUGGGCCUCUACACUCGCAGGCUGAACCGGCUGCCUGACGGGAUGGCUGCCGUGCGGGAGACCGUGCAGCGCAACACGUCCCUGGGGCUCGGAGAUGCUGACAGCUGGGAUGACAGCAGCUCUGUCAGCAGUGGGAUCAGUGACACCAUAGAUAACCUCAGUACUGAUGACAUUAACACUAGCUCCUCUAUCAGCUCCUACGCCAACACACCUGCCUCCUCCCGCAAAAACUUAGACGCACAGACUGAUGCAGAAAAGCAUUCCCAGGUUGAGCGGAAUUCCCUGUGGUCCGGGGAUGAAGUCAAGAAAUCAGACGGAGGAUCCGACAGCGGCAUAAAAAUGGAGCCAGGAUCUAAAUGGAGGCGGAAUCCCUCUGAUGUGUCGGAUGAAUCUGAUAAAAGCACUUCUGGUAGGAAGAACACUGUUAUUUCACAGACGGGCUCCUGGCGACGGGGCAUGUCAGCUCAGGUUGGCAUUACCACACCAAGGACUAAACCUUCAACCACCUCAGGCACAUUAAAGACACCUGGAACAGGGAAAACUGAUGACGCCAAGGUAUAAGAAAAGGGUAGACUAUCUCCUAAAGCUGGACAUGUUAAACGUUCCCCAUCAGAUGCAGGACGCAGCAGUGGUGAUGAAUCCAAAAAGCUUCCCACAAGUAACUCUAGAACAACUGCUGCUAAUGCUAAUACAUUUGGAUUUAAGAAACAGAGCGGGUCAGCUGUAGGCAUGACUAUAAUCACUGCCAGCGGGGCAACUAUCACCAGUAGAUCGGCCACCCUGGGAAAAAUCCCAAAGUCAUCUGGACUCAUGGGUAGGACCACUGGUCGGAAGACUAGUGUUGAUGGCUCACAGAACCAGGAUGAUGGCUACUUAGCACUUAGCACCCGAACUAAUCUCCAGUAUCGUAGUUUACCCCGGCCCAGUAAAUCCAGUAGCAGAAGUGGAGCUGGGAAUAGAUCUAGCACCAGUAGCAUAGACUCCAACAUAAGCAGCAAGUCAGCCGGGCUGCCUGUCCCUAAAAUGAGAGAGCCUACCAAGGUAAUCCUUGGAAACUCUCUGCCAGGAUUAGUCAAUCAGACUGAUAAAGAGAAAGGGAUUUCGUCUGACAACGAAAGCGUGGCCUCAUGUAAUUCUGUUAAAGUGAACCCUGCAUCACAGACUGCUUCUAGUGGAGCUCAGAGCACUCACCAGCAAGGAGCCAAGUACCCCGAUGUGGCCUCUCCCACUUUGCGCAGACUUUUUGGUGGCAAACCUAGUAAACAAGUUCCCAUCACAACAGCUGAAAAUAUGAAAAAUUCCGUAGUCAUCUCCAAUCCUCAUGCUACUAUGAACCAGCAGGGUAACCUUGAUUCACCAUCUGGCAGUGGGAUGCUGAGCAGUGGGGGCAGCAGUCCUUUGUAUAGUAAAAACACAGAUAUGAACCAAUCUCCACUAGCUUCUAGUCCCAGUUCUGCACAUUCAGCUCCUUCCAACAGUUUGACAUGGGGAACCAACGCGAGUAGCUCGUCUGCUGUUAGCAAGGAUGGCAUUGGAUAUCAGUCUGUCAGCAGUCUCCAUACCAGCUGUGAAUCCAUUGAUAUCUCCCUGAGCAGUGGAGGAGGGCUGAGCCAUAACUCCUCCAGUGGCUUGACUCCCGGCUCUAAAGAUGAUUCUCUGAGUCCCUUUGUCCGAACCAACAGUGUUAAGACAACAUUGUCUGAAAGCCCUCUUUCUUCCCCCGCCGCUAGCCCCAAAUUCUGCCGCAAUACUUUGCCCAGGAGACAGGACAGCGACCCACAUCUUGAUAGGAACACUUUGCCUAAGAAGGGACUCAGGUAUACUCCAUCCUCCCAGCUCCGUAAUCAAGAAGAUGCAAAAGAAUGGCUACGGUCCCAUUCAGCAGGAGGGCUUCAGGAUACUGCUUCCAUUUCUCCAUUUUCAUCUGGAUCCAGCAUCACAUCACCCUCUGGAACUAGAUUUAACUUCUCGCAGCUUGCAAGCCCAACCACUGCAGCCCAGAUGAGCCUGUCAAAUCCCACCAUGCUACGGACCCACAGCCUGUCCAACGCAGACGGGCCCUACGACCCCUACAGCGACACGCGCUUCAGGAACAGCUCCAUGUCCUUGGAUGAGAAAAGCAGGACAAUGAGCCGAUCUGGCUCUUUCCGUGAUGGCUUUGAAGAAGUGCAUGGUUCUUCUCUCUCUUUGGUAUCCAGUACAUCAUCUAUUUAUUCAACACCUGAAGAGAAGUGCCAGUCAGAGAUUCGCAAGCUACGAAGAGAGUUGGAUGCAUCCCAAGAAAAAGUAUCAGCUCUGACAACUCAGUUGACUGCCAAUGCUCACCUGGUGGCAGCAUUUGAGCAGAGCCUGGGGAACAUGACAAUCAGACUGCAGAGCCUGACCAUGACAGCAGAACAAAAGGACUCAGAACUGAACGAGUUAAGGAAGACAAUUGAACUACUGAAGAAGCAAAAUGCUGCUGCCCAGGCUGCCAUCAAUGGAGUCAUCAACACACCAGAGCUCAACUGCAAAGGACCUGGAGCUGCUCAAGCCACCGAUCUGCGGAUCCGAAGGCAACACUCUUCAGACAGUGUCUCCAGUAUCAACAGUGCCACCAGUCACUCCAGUGUGGGAAGCAACAUUGAGAGCGACUCAAAGAAAAAGAAGAGGAAGAACUGGUUACGCAGCUCCUUCAAGCAAGCUUUUGGUAAAAAGAAAUCUCCCAAGUCAGCAUCUUCUCAUUCAGAUAUUGAGGAGAUGACUGAUUCUUCAUUACCUUCUUCACCAAAGCUACCACACCACAACUCUACUGCUGCAACCCCAUUGCUGAGAGCUUCCCAUUCCAAUUCUCUUAUUUCUGAGUGCACUGACAGUGAAGCUGAAACAGUCAUGCAGUUGCGAAAUGAGCUGAGAGACAAGGAGAUGAAGCUGACUGAUAUUCGUCUGGAAGCCCUUAGCUCUGCUCACCAGCUUGACCAGCUGCGCGAGGCCAUGAACAGAAUGCAGAGUGAGAUUGAAAAAUUAAAAGCAGAAAAUGAUCGCCUGAAAUCUGAAAACCACGGGAGCUGUAGCAGGGCUCAGUCUCAGGUUUCCAUCUCAUCUUCUCCAAGACAUUCAGUGGGUCUCUCUCAACACAGUUUGAACCUCACGGAGUCGACCAGUCUCGACAUGCUGUUAGAUGACACUGGAGAUGGCUCAGCCCGGAAAGAGGGAGGCAGACACGUCAAAAUAGUUGUCAACUUUCAGGAUGAGAUAAAAUGGAAGGAGGAUUCGAGGCCUCGCGCCUUCCUCAUAGGCUGCAUCGGAGUCAGUGGCAAGACCAAGUGGGAUGUCCUGGAUGGGGUUGUGAGACGGUUGUUUAAGGAGUACAUCAUCCACGUGGAUCCCAUGAGCCAGCUGGGCCUGAAUUCAGACAGUGUCCUGGGCUACAGCAUUGGAGAAAUCAAACGCACUAACAGCGCGGAGACACCGGAGCUGUUGCCCUGUGGCUAUCUGGUUGGAGAAAACAACACUAUUUCAGUUACCAUCAAAGGUAUCUGUGAGAACAGUCUGGAUGGGCUGGUGUUUGAAUCCCUGAUCCCAAAGCCUAUACUGCAGCGUUAUGUCUCUCUCCUGAUGGAACACAGGCGGAUUAUCUUGUCUGGCCCCAGUGGCACUGGUAAAACAUACCUGGCAAACCGUCUGUCAGAGUACAUGGUCCUCAGAGAGGGCAGGGAGUUGGCCGAGGGCAUUAUUGCAACCUUCAACGUGGACCAUAAAUCCAGUAAGGAGCUCCGCCAAUACCUGUCCAACCUAGCAGACCAGUGUAACAGUGAGAAUAAUGCUGUGGAUAUGCCUCUUGUCAUCAUUUUGGAUAAUCUGCAUCAUGUUAGCUCCCUGGGAGAGAUCUUCAAUGGACUUCUAAACUGCAAAUACCACAAAUGUCCUUAUAUUAUUGGCACAAUGAACCAAGCCACCUCCUCAACACCUAAUCUUCAACUUCACCAUAAUUUCAGAUGGGUGCUAUGUGCUAACCACACUGAGCCAGUCAAAGGCUUCCUUGGCCGUUUCUUGAGAAGAAAACUGAUUGAAACAGAGAUCAGUGGCAGGAUGAGAAAUGCAGAGCUGGUUAAGAUUAUUGAUUGGAUUCCCAAAGUCUGGCAACAUCUGAACAAAUUCUUGGAGGCUCACAGCUCCUCUGAUGUUACUAUUGGUCCACGGCUCUUCCUCUCAUGCCCGAUAGAUGUAGAUGGUUCUAGAGUUUGGUUUACUGACUUGUGGAACUACUCCAUCAUCCCAUAUCUUCUGGAGGCAGUUAGAGAAGGGCUACAGCUGUAUGGGAGGAGAGCACCCUGGGAGGACCCUGCCAAAUGGGUAAUGGACACCUACCCCUGGGCAGCCACCCCACAGCACCACGAGUGGCCUCCUCUGCUCCAGCUGCGGCCUGAAGACGUGGGCUUUGAUGGCUACUCCAUGUCCCGGGAGGGCUCGACCAGCAAACAAGUUCCAGUGAGUGAUGCUGAAGGAGAUCCUUUGAUGAACAUGCUCAUGAGGCUGCAAGAAGCAGCCAACUAUUCGAGCCCGCAGAGCUACGACAGUGACUCCAACAGCAACAGCCACCACGAUGACAUCCUCGAUUCGUCUCUGGAGUCCACGUUGUGAUCUUCCUCGGAUAGAAACAGGUCGUUUCCAUUAUUGCUCUCCCACUUGGCAAGAACCCUGAUCACAGACUCACGAAAAGAACAUGGUCCUGGGCUGGGCUGGGAUCUUAGUAUUAGAGCUGCAAGAACAAUGAGACACUUAGAGUCAGUCUUGAACCUGGGUGCAGGCAACCCAAGCAACCUUUUUAUUGUUUUUCUUUUGACGAUGAUGAGAACUGCACUAUUCCUUUGGUUUCUUCUGUUUAGUUGCUGUAAGCUCUCAUGCCUAAGAUACUGAAGAUGUUGAAAAUAAUCAUCAUUGCUAAAAG